AUGACAGCGCGUGUAGACAGUCACGCGCUGGGCCGACCGGGUCGCCGCAAAGCCCACCUGCUCGAAUUGCAUCUUAUACAAAGCCGAGUGCACCACCGGCAAGGGGAGGCGCAAGCCGAACCCGCCGGCAAAGGUGCGCGCAGCCGCCCUCCAACAUCGUCAACAGGAGCUGCGAUAUACGACGUGAGUCGGAUUCCCAAAGACUUGACAUUUUCCAACGCAGCUGACGUCUGUUGCCGUAGAGCAAACACGGACAGGACAGACGACCGCCUGGCCAGGAUAGAGAAACAGCUGGAGCAGCUCAUUGCCAUGCAGGCUUCCAGACCGCCAGAUACAACCGGUUCGUGGUCAUCGUCCCAGUACGAGCAGGGCGGCGACAGUGCCAUCACGCUGUCCGAUGCCGAUUUUGACGUCGCAUUCCCGUUCCGUGACCCCAUGUUCGACUCGACGUCGACAAAGUUCCCCUGGGCCGUGGACCUCGCGCCCAAGGACGAGCUGCCGCUCCCGCCCCAGCCCGACAUCAUGCCCAUUGUCAACCACUACUUUGACACCUUUGCGCCCAUCAUGCCCCUGUUCGACCAGGAGUCCUUCAUGUCCAUGCUCAACCAGUCGUACGUGGACCCGUCGACGCGCAACAAGGCCUCCUGGGCUGCCAUCCAAGUCGUGCUGGCCAUUGCCCUGCGCACGCCCGUUCCCGAGUUGUUGAACGGCAGCGGAGGCUCGGACCGGCACCACCGGGCAAACUUCUUCCUCAAGAACGCCCAGUCCGUCGUGUCCGACCUGGUGACUAGAGACAAGGACCUGCUGGGUCUACAGGUCCUGCUCGGCAUCGUCAUGUUGUUCCAGAACAGCAGCGACACGGGCCCGGCGAGCGUCGUCAUCGGCACAGCCAUACGACUGGCUCACAGAAUGCGCCUGCACUCUAGAGAACAUGCCAAACUCUACUCCCCCGACGAGAACCUGCAGCGGCAACGCCUGUUCUGGAUUGCCUACGUGCUGGACAAGGACAUCUCUCUUCGCAUUCAAGUCCCAUCCGUCCAGCUGGAUAGCGACAUCGACAUCGAUGUGCCGCCCGCCAAAUCCACCGACGACAUCGGCGUCUUCUGGACAAAGGACCGCCAGACCUACUUCAACUACCACAGGUCCAUGGUCCACCUCGCCCAGAUCCAGGGGCGCGUAUAUGACUGGCUUCACUCAAACAGCUCUGCCAAGAUGUCCCGCCAGGCGCGGCAGCAACGCGUGCAGCAGCUAGACCGCAUGAUCACCCACUGGUACAGUACGAUACCGGCUGCCUUCAACAUCGACAAUUUAGACGCGUCUAUCGGUGAGUAUGCAGUGAUACACAUGACCAAGAUGUAUCAUGUAUACCUGCUCGUCCUCGUCAUGACGUACGGCAUCUACAGCCAGGACUCAAAUUGGGUCCAGGCAAUUCGGUCCGGGGACCGCAACGCGAUUCGAAACCUGGCGUUGGGUACAGAGCGCCACGAUUCCGACGCCGCGUCACAAAAGCAAGUCAGGUUGCUACCGGGGAGCUGGCACAAAGUCGUGCAAGUGAGCCGAGGCUGUUUGCGACUCUUCGACCAGUGCAUACCGACAGAGUGUCUCAUCUGGCAAUGCUCCUGUCCUCACUUCUCGGGAAUGAUGGUCCUCCUGGCGAACCUCUUCAUUGAACCCACACACCCGGAUGCCCUGUCAGACGGAAUCUUGUCUGCGCGCGCAAUUCAGCUCUUUGAUACGAGUUUCCUCGUCAUCAACGAGGCCAAAUCUCAGGGUGGUGACAACCCAGGCGACGCUUUGGAGGCAAACUUGAUGAGUUACGGAACAGUUGAUGGGGAUCCAUGGAGCUGGGCAGCUGCUCUUCCGGGAAGGAUGGAACUUUUUUCCGAUACGAGGGAUGGAGAUGGAGACAGUCUUGGGGUCCUGCCGUUAUGUAGAUGA
This is a messenger RNA of Metarhizium acridum CQMa 102, 1938 nucleotides long. NCBI's taxonomy places the organism in Eukaryota, Fungi, Ascomycota, Sordariomycetes, Hypocreales, Clavicipitaceae. The record is from RefSeq and is a predicted model, not a curated record.